Rhizophagus irregularis DAOM 181602=DAOM 197198 is the source of this 516-nucleotide messenger RNA. The record is from RefSeq and is a predicted model, not a curated record. Lineage: Eukaryota; Fungi; Glomeromycota; Glomeromycetes; Glomerales; Glomeraceae.
AUGUAUAUAGUUCCUAAUUUAAAUACUCAAAAUGAAGUUUUAAAAAUAUUGCAUAAAAUUCGUGAUUGUGAUAAACCAGGAACAACAGCAUGGGUUAAAGAUAAACUUACUCUGUGGGUUUUGUCAGGAAUAUCAAGUGUGUUUAGCAAAAUGGAUCAUGUUAUCUGGAGUCAAACACCAAAUAAUACCAAUGCUGGAGAAAGUGCCCAUGCCAAUGUAAAUCGCGAUGAACGCAAUCUUUCCUUUAUUGCAAGAAUAGUUAGAGGACGUGAUUUUGAUAAAAGGCAGUGGGAAAGCACUGACGUUUAUGAAAAAUAUAAUGUUCCAGACACUUAUCGAAAUAAGUCAGAACUUGCACAGUCAAUACAAUCAGAAAAACGUGCAGAAAAAAGGCGUAAAGGUAGUAAACAGCUUUCAAAUACGGCAAAGAAGCGAAAAAAUAAUUGCCAUAAUAAGGAAAAUAUAACUGAAAUUAUUGAUUUAGAUGAUUUAGAUAAAAACCAGCAUAUUGAGUAA